This is a messenger RNA of Xenia sp. Carnegie-2017, 4281 nucleotides long. RefSeq lists its product as uncharacterized. Gene Ontology annotation, molecular function: protein binding. The record is from RefSeq and is a predicted model, not a curated record. Bases 136 to 4206 code for a protein of 1356 amino acids. Lineage: Eukaryota; Metazoa; Cnidaria; Anthozoa; Malacalcyonacea; Xeniidae. The transcript is spliced from 2 exons.
UUGCGCUCGAUGCGACAUGUAUACGUUCUUUCAUGUAGUGUUUAUAGAGGUUAGUUGUUUUUGAAGGAGGAUAAACACCAACUAAGAUGACUACCUACUGAAAGCCGUCAACUUCGACAGAAUCCUGGACACCACAUGACGUCUACGACAGACAACUCGCAAGAGAUAACUAAUGGUUUUAGAUUGAUGAGAUUGAUCAUCGAAGGUGGGUCAAAAGCAUUGAGAAUCACACUGAGAAAUCAAACAGCAGGUAAUACACUACUGAAUGUUUUAAACGAUCCAAUAAGUAGUUCGAUUUUGACAAAUCUUAAAAAUAGGAAAAUACUCAAGCAAAAUCAAUGGGACCUUCUGUAUCCAGGUCCUCUAGGUGUACCCAAUGAUAAUGAUUUUGAUAUUACAUUGCUCUGUCUACUUUUGUCAAACGUUUGCGGUUUGAAACCAUCAAAUGAUCCGGUUUGGAAGACAGCGCCAAUCCACUCCAACCAUUCAACUGAAGCAGAUGUUACUCGUAUAAGGUUAUUUCGAAAUAAGUAUUUAGGUCACGCAUCUGAUAUCGCCAUAGGCAUCGACGAAUUUGAAAAUUUGUGGUUUGAAGUUAGCAGACCUUUAGUUCGCUUAGGAUUAGGCGAGAGCGAAAUAGAUCGGCUUAAGUAUCAGUCAUGUGGAACUAAAGACGUUUUAAAAGUAUUGGAUCAAAUAAAUGUCGUGAAAGAAAAUUUGGAAUUAAUGAAUGCCAAUGUUGAACGUGUUAAGGAGGAUUUUUACCAAGUUAGUGCUAAUUUUGAAAGCAUGAAAGAGGAUGUUCAUGACAUAAGUAUGAAUUUUAAAACACUUAUGACACAAAUUCAAGAAGGCUCAGAUGAUGAUGUUUUAAGGAAAAAACUUGUCAUGUGUAAUUUUAGUUGUGAAAUCGAGCAUCAUUAUGGAAAGUUUAUAGAGCAUACCCGGGAAUGGGUUUUCGAUAAAUUUAUGGCUUGGUUCCAUGACAACACAUCAGAAAAACGCGCAUUCGUCAUAUCAGCACUAGCUGGCAUGGGUAAGUCGGUAAUUGCAGCUGUUCUUUGCAAGCGUUUCCCUAAAUACAUUGCCGCAGUUCAUUUUUUUCAGUAUAACAACAGUCAGUACAACAAAGCUAAUGUUGUACUUCAAUCCCUAGCUUUGCAGUUAAGUCGAGCUUUCCCAAGUUACAAAAAACGCUUGCUGAAAAAGCUUUCUGGAAAUCUUAGUCAACCUUUGAAUAGCAUGAAUGUCGAGGGCUUAUUUUCUAUUCUUUUUAAAGAGCCGCUCUCUGAAAUAUUUGAAAUUCCUACACCGAUGUUGGUUUUGUUAGAUGCUGUUGACGAAUGCGGGUCCCUGGAAAGACCUCAUCUCGCAAACUUGAUUGCAAAUCACUUGCACAAACUUCCAGCUUAUCUUCGAUUUGUGAUCACAACACGACCUGAGGAAAAUCUUUUGUACAAGUUUGAAAAUUUAAAUCCACUUUUCAUUAAGUGUUGCGAUGAACGAAACUUGCGUGAUGUUAAAUUCAUUAUUCAAGAAAGAAUUCGUGACAAUGCUACCAUUUCCCAAGGUCUUUUAAAUGAUUUAGCUAAUAAGUCAGAAGGAGUGAUGCUUUUCGCUUGCCUUCUAUGUGAACGUCAUAACGAAAAUCCCGAGUCAUUUGACAUCAACAAAUUGCCAAAAGUUCUUGAAGAACAUUACGAAGCGUACUUGAAAAGAUUGGGCAAGGAGUUAGAUUCAUUGGGCGUAAGUGAGGACAAGUUUCACUUCUUUUUAACUGUUUUAGCUGUCGCUAAAGAACCUCUUCCACAAGACGUGUUCAAUGCAGCGUUUUGCUUGAAUUCGAAAGCGAAAUUAAACAAAAUAAGAAAAGUCCUCUCAUCUCUGUUCGUCACCAAUGCAAAAGGAUCAGUUUCUUUCUUUCAUAAGUCUUUAAGUGAUUGGCUAACAGGCAGUUUGUAUCAUGAUUACUCGGUUGAUGUCAUCGAGGGGCAUAAUUUUCUUUUUUUGUGUUCAUGCCAAACUAUGGAUAUGCUUAAAUCUUCAGGUGUAAGUAGUGAUGCCAUCGAACAAGCUUCAGUAAGGUAUUCACUCAUGUUUUGGCUACAUCAUAUGCUUGAACUUCCUGAUUAUGACCAUUCCUUUUAUGUUAGCAAGUAUCUCGUUGACUUAGAAGUUCUUUUUGCCUUGGUAUUGAUUGACGUCGACGUUGCUUUGAGCAAUAUAAUGAUCCUUAUUAGCCACGACAUUUACUUUAAUCUUCCUCAAGAUAUUCGAGCGACAGUUACCACCAUGUAUUGUCUCAUUAAAAGGAAUCAAUACAUGUUGGAGAAAAUUCCCAAAGCUUUUUUACAAACGGUUGCUAAUGAGUUUAGGUGUCUUUCGUCGAAAGCAACUUCCCUGCUUCGAUCUCGUUUUAUGGAUAUCGCUUAUCUUGAGCUAAGGGAAAAUGAAAAAUCUACCACUGGCCUUGAGUCCCAGUUUUUCUUUUCUAGUGGAAUACUUUCUCUCGAUGUUUCCCCUGAUCAUCGUUAUGUGGUCUGUUGCAAUUCGAAUAGUGAGGUCGAAUUGUUUUCUUUGACAACGGAAGAGACUCUCUGGAUAAGAAAAGACUUUAUUUGCAAAGCUGAAAAAGUCAGUGUUGUUUUUCAUCCAUUUGAAAGUUUAAUCUUUGCGGGUAGGUUGGAUCUAGUGAUCAUGAUGGAUGGUAAGACAUCUCUUGGGCCAUUCGAUUGUAGCGGUUGCAUCUCUGUUUUCUAUACAAGAUGCUGCUACUCAAAAGAUAAGACUAUAAUGGUCACAUAUUAUGAAAAGAGUAUAACAAUAUGGGAUGUUAACAGUGGGAAGAAAGACCGUAUUCUUGAAUGUGAAUCUCUGAUCUCUUUCUCUUUUACCUUGAGUGGAUUGUAUUUCGGGACUUUUGAUAAUAACAAGAUUUUAAGAGUGUAUGAUGUAGUAAAAUCGUAUAAAGUAAUUGAGUUUGAAUGUCCAACUACCACUGAUGGUGUACCUCCAGAUUAUAUAAUUUCCACUCUCGGACAACAUUCCUGGUGCUGCAAAGCACAUCACAUCUUACUAAUUGUGAAUCCUACUGGUGAGAAACUUUCUGAUUUGCAUUUCGACAACAUUUAUAAUACCAUUGUCCCAGUUGAUCCUUUCUUUUCUAUCUUGUCUGGAAGGUCUUGGUUUGCAAGGGUGAAACCAGCUCUCGGUCGUGGUAUUUGUUCGUACUUUUACUUAAGUGAUCAAAAGUUGUUGAUAUUUCGAUAUCGUUAUUCUCAAAUGAAUUUGGUUUCUCUCAAAACUUUAAAAGACUUUCGCGAACCCGACGAUCUCCAAGAUUGUAACGUCUUUUCGAACAGAAAUGGUGACAUUUAUUACAUAAAUAGUAUUGAGAAUGAAAGCUUAGUUAUUCACAAUGUUAAUACAAAAAACACUGUUGUCAACGCAGGUGUCUUUAACGUUCAGGUUGUGGUUAGGAAAGGUGUGAUUUUACUUACAAACGGAGGGAAUGUACAGCUGUGGAAUAAAGAUAUGACGUUAUGUGUCCAUAAUUUUGAUCAACUGAAAGGGAUAGAACGAGUUUUGAAAGUCUCCGAGGAUUUGAUUGCAUGUCAACUUCGUACUUCUGUUGUAUUCUUCAAUGUUUAUUCACAGCAGAUAGAAUCGCAAACAGAUUUCAAUGAAGUCCUUUAUAAAGUACAUGCAUGUAGCGCUAAGUAUCAUGUUCUUGCCAAAACAAAAACAGAACGUCUUUCGUUGCGGCAACAUGGAACAGACGUGGUUUGCUUGGAUGCUGUUUUAGGAAAUCAUAUCGGAUCGAGAGGCCUUUAUAUUCCAGCUGCGUUUUCUCCAAAAGCGGAUAAACUUGCGAUCUCUGGCAACCGCAUUAAUCCCUCUCCUUCAUUGUUGAUAAUUGAUGUGCACAAAAUCCGGGUUUUGUCAGCAAUUUCCCUCUUUGACUUUAUCCCUCCAGAUGAGAUAUUUUUUCUUGACGGUAGGUUCUUGAUAAGUAAAAUGUUGUAUAAUUUACAGUUGGUCGAUACGGAGCAUAGCGAGAUAUCAAGUUAUGUACAUCAUGACGUUGUUUUAAAUGGUUUUGCGAUAUGUAAUCAACGUAAUGCUAUUGUCUGUACCAAUCGUUUUGGCGAAAUCGUUACUAUAAACUUCCAUUUGCCACGUGACAAAUGUCUGACGCGAAGUUAGGUUCUAAUUUAGACUCGAUGAUAAUGAACUGCAUAGCAUCGAAACAAUCAACAACAUUACAAAAGUGUCUUACAA